Messenger RNA from Auanema sp. JU1783, 888 nucleotides. The record is from the annotation of a GenBank genome assembly. NCBI's taxonomy places the organism in Eukaryota, Metazoa, Nematoda, Chromadorea, Rhabditida, Rhabditidae.
AUGAAAGCUCUAUUGGCUUUCGUUAUAAGUGCUGUUGUCUUUCAUUAUGGAGAAAGUGCCAUUUUCGGAGAAUGGGAUGAUGUAAAUCGAGAUGAUUUUGAGCCAGAUAAAGGCUUCCUAUGUGCUGACAAAUACGUUUCACCAAGUUUAAAAUGGUUUGUUGAUUAUUACCGAGAGAAAGUGUAUCCGUUCUGGUAUUUGGGAUGUGGAAACACGGAGAACAUUUAUGAUUCCAUUCCAGAAGCUGAGAAGUCUUUGCCAAGUGACUCAGCACAAUGCGAUGGAUUCAAUAUGACCGGUUGGCCAACAUAUGGUCCAUCUUCAGAUGAAUCUGACUACAAAUGUCCAGACGGCAGUAGCUACUUACCUUACGGAGAGUUCUCUGCAAUCUGUUGUGAUGACGCAACAGCAGAACGAUAUCGUCAGAGUAAACACGUAAAAUGUCCGAAUAACGAAGAUUUGAUGACAAUCGAGAUAGUACACAUGGACAAAGAGUUUGAGGAUGUUGUUUCAUUCCGAGAGAAUCGAACGUUAUUCGGAAAAUCCUGUGAGCACAACUUUUGUCCUCAAAACUUCCGUUGCUUGCAAGGAGAGUUUGAAGCUUAUUGUUGUCCAGAUGACCCAGCGUCUGCAUUUACAAACAGUUUAUCAGAUAGUAAUGCAAAGAAAGCCAUAAGCAGAACGUCAGGCGAUGGCAUUGUCAACUGGCUCAAACGACAGCUCAUCGAGAGCUCUCUCAUCAUUCGUUUCAUUUUUGUAACGCUAGCCAUAUUUGUAUUUGUCAUAUCUUUAUUAAUUUGUAUUGUAUGUCGAACAAAUCGUUCACGUCGUCCACUUCUGCAUCAGAAGUAUGGAGAUGCGAAAGAAACGAUGACUCUGAAUCCAUAG